AUGUAUCCAUUCGGCUCGGGACCUUCGCCCGGUCCAUACGGGUCGGGGGGUGACUAUAAUCCCAGGACGGCAGAGUCCCUGGAAGGAGAGAUAGCCCUCUUGCGCAGCCUUCUCGCUUUGCAGACAUCUUCUUCUAGCAGCUCCGAUUGGAUCUCCGAUUGGGAACGCACGCGGUCGCCCAGACCUGGCCUGAACUCUUUCGGAUCGCCGUACAGGCUCCCGCAGAGACCUUUCAAUGCCCCGUUGCGUUACUGUGCACGUACGCAUCGCAAUCCUAGGGGACUAGAAGUGCCCGAGAACACUCUGCCGCAUGGUGUACCUCCUCCUCCACAACCGGCUGCCUAUCGACAGGCACCGUCUCUCAUGAGACAGGAAUCUGCAAGAAACUGGACAGAGAUUCUGAGAUCCUCAAACAUAGCUCGACAGGACUCGCCUCCUAUCUAUCCCACAAUUGGCCCUUUUGCCAGUCAGUUGCCCAAUGUUUUUACGGAUAGGCUGCCUGUCUUUGACAUGACUGGUGCUUUCUCUGGCACGCUGCCUGAGACUUACACACGCAGACAGGCACUGUCUUCUUUUUCGACGGAAGGCGGCAACAUAGAUUAUUGUCCUGCUAAAUCGGGCCUUGCCAAGUCGGCUCCGGCCGAAGCUUCCUCGAGACAUAGCACAGUCCUCGACAUGAAUGAUAUGAACGAGGCUCAUCUUCCGAAAGAGCUUCGAUCUUUGCGGGACGCAGCUAGAAAUGCCGGCAUUCGUGUCGGUUUGAAGAAUGAAACUCCUGACCAAAGUGGCCGCUCAUCUCCGCUUUCGGGAAAGAACAAAAGCGUGCUUGACCCAUCGUCGUCACCGUUCAAACCAACAAACACGGCUCCGGGUAAAGCCAAUAUGGUAGCCAAGGCUAGUGCCGGAGUUCUUCAUGCUGCCGAAAAUCAUAUUUCAGGCGAGGUCGAUGCGCGUCGCUUUGCGACCCCUAGCCCUCUUCGAAAUGUCAUGUCCUUCAGUGAUGCUCCUCUGGAUGGCAUAAUUUCGGAAAAUGCCAGUGGCUCCAUUGAAAAUUUCGAGGCAGGUCGUUAUGCAUCGUUUUUCCCGGCUGCGUCUACAACCACUCUUGAUGUCUACAAGGCCCACUCGGAGACUCCUUACAACAUGGCCGGCUCUGGGUCGGAUCCCGUUGAGUCUUCUCGUGCAAACGAAGCUAGAACCUGUCUUUCUGCUGAAAGCUCCCAGGAAGAAGAUCAUGAUGAUGACGACCAAGAAGACUGCCAGUAUUUCUUGCCUCCCGGGAGUCCUAUCCUAGACUGCAACGACAGCCCGAAUGUUUCCAUGUCUGAUGCGGACGUUUCUCUUUCCCUGUCGAAACUUUCGGUUUUGCCACCUUCGAUGCGUCUGGGUCUGCACCCUCGGGUUGCUCUGACUAUGGCCAGUACUCCUGCAGCGCCCGAGGUGGCCAGAGUGUAUCAAGACCUCACCCCCGAACUGCCAACCAUUUGGGACAGUCGGGAUGACACUGCUUAUCGUGCCGGUAUAGCAAGAGAUGCGAGGAAUAGAGCAUUUAACACAUUCGGAGGACUCAACAGCAACGCAACACAGUAUGGAACGGCCAGCCAUUCCAGUGGCGGCUAUGGGAAUCAAGCCGAUGCUGGAGGCUCUACUUCUCAUGUGCCCACUGCUGUCGGUACGGGCCUGCAAGAUACCGGUCAUGCCAAUAUGAGUUCCGGUUUUGAUCAUACGGUAACAUACCGCACUAGAGGCACUAACUCCAAUGAAAACAAUGCUAGCUACCACCAGGAUCUAUCAGUGGUUCCUAUGUCUAUGCGUCUGCCGGACGAAGUUCAGAGCACUCACAAUCCCGACCUUGUUCCUGGUCGCGAGCUGGAAUCAGAGAUUGACCCUGAAGAUCAGGCUCUUCCGGCCUCUGAAUUCCCCGCAGCUCGGUACUAUACACCGAACGAGGUUGACGGGGGAAGCAACUUGGGCCCGAACAUCUCGGGUCCUAACGCAACCUCUGGAAGACUCGCCCCGUUCAGUACUAUUCCUACAGCGACAUCGGGGCGUGGCAACGGCGAGCGUCAGACAGCAUUCUCGACUGUAGCGACCUUUGCUGCUCAAGCACAAGAACCCACUGCCGCGGUGCCGAUCCCCAUCCCAGUCCCUAACCCUCGUGCGCACGGUAUGGGCCAUGUUGUCGACCAUGCGCCCCGACAGCAUGUGGAAAACUGGCAAUACAUGGGAAUACCUGGACGAUACGCUGAGUUCAUCAGGGCACGCAACGAGAUGAGGGCCCAAGCCUUGAACUCCGGCACCAAUACUUGGCUGCCUACAGGAAACGAGGAGGGACAAUCUGGGCUUCACGAGGUAACAGCUUCUAGCGACGCCCUGAGGCCGAUCGGGCACGGGAGACCACGGCCUCGAUCUUCUGAGGGACAAGAUUCGCGACCUGUCUCACCUCAGUCAUCCGUCAGCUCCGGCGAGUUCAUGGUUUUCAAGUUCGACCCCUAA
Molecule: messenger RNA, 2496 nt
Organism: Grosmannia clavigera kw1407
Lineage: Eukaryota; Fungi; Ascomycota; Sordariomycetes; Ophiostomatales; Ophiostomataceae
Exons: 3
Coding region: 1-2496 (831 amino acids)
Source: RefSeq, a predicted model, not a curated record